Guillardia theta CCMP2712 is the source of this 1092-nucleotide messenger RNA. RefSeq lists its product as hypothetical. The coding region runs from base 1 to 1092 and encodes 363 amino acids. The transcript is spliced from 15 exons. Gene Ontology annotation, biological process: actin filament organization. Gene Ontology annotation, molecular function: actin filament binding. The record is from RefSeq and is a predicted model, not a curated record. NCBI's taxonomy places the organism in Eukaryota, Cryptophyceae, Pyrenomonadales, Geminigeraceae.
AUGGACUCUACGUCUCCUCUCAAGGAAGACGCCGACGACAAGUGCUCUGUGCAGCUGCAGGGUCACUCCAAGAAGGUGAUGUUAGCGCGAUGGAAUCCUGUAGCAGACGGCAUCGUCCUCUCCUCCUCCUUCGACAACACCGUCCGGAUAUGGGACGCAAACAAGGCUGCAGAAUUUCGAUCGAUCGAGCUCCCAGACAGUCCGCAGCACAUCGCAUGGAAUUACGAUGGCAGUCUGUUCGCGUCCACGUGCUCGAUCGCGCAGAAGGUCGCCAGCCAAGGAGGGUCCAAGGGAGCGCACGCGUGCUUUCUCGGAGAGACGAGCAUGCUGGCGACCGUUGGCUUCUCUGCUCAGAGCGACCGGCAGAUCAUCCUAAGAGACUCUCGGGACAUCACCAAGCCCCUUGUGCUUCACUCUAUCGACCAUGACUUUGGGAUGCUCUUUCCCUUCUUCGAUCCGGACACCAACAUCCUUUACCUGGCUGGCAAGGGCGACUGCAACAUCCGUUACUACGAGAUCGUGUCCACGGACCCCUACAUUCACUUCCUGGACGACUGCGACAAGUAUGUGGAGCCAGUGUCCUUCACCGUUCCUCGCCGGGCAGAUCAAUCGAAUGACGAUCUAUAUCCUCCUACUUACGCUGGAAAAUCUUGUCUGUCUGGCCCUGAGGUGAAGGCUGAACACACUGGUACAGCAAAGGGCAAUGAGUGUCUGAAAGAAACUGCAGGCGGCAAAGGAAACGAAGCCGGCUGCGACUUUGGAACCAGCACCAGCGGCUGCCGUCACGGAGCAGAAGAGUGCGAAGAGCAGCAGCCGUCAAAGGCAGCCGCUGAGAAAGCAGACAGUGAGAGCAGAGCAGAACCGCCCGCAGUUGAACAUCAGCCUGAAACCAAGACUGUUGAGAAGUCCGACGCAUACCCCUUGCCUGAAGAAACGAGCUUCCAAGUCUUCCAGACUGUGGGUGGGGUUGAGCUCAAAGGUACACUUACUGUGACUGUCAACACGAAUGAUCGCAUGAAGGAGAUGGAAAAGCGAAUUAAGGAAUUGGAAUCGGAAAAUGCUGAGCUUCGAGCAAAACUCAACGCCAAGUAA